GAAAUCAAUAAACUAGCUCAUCUAGAGCCCGCAGCUUCUGAAUUCAAUGUUACGCGUAACUAUUUAGAUUGGUUGACCCAGAUUCCAUGGGGCCAAAGUUCUCCAGAGAAUUACAACAUUAAGCAUGCCAUGAAAGUGCUUGAUGAUGAUCAUUACGGGCUACAGGAUGUAAAGGAUCGGAUAUUAGAAUUCAUUGCCGUUGGUAAACUAAGAGGCACUGUGGAAGGAAAAAUUUUGUGCUUUGUUGGGCCUCCCGGUGUUGGUAAAACCUCUAUUGGAAAAUCAAUUGCUCGAGCUUUAUCGCGGCAAUUUUAUCGGUUUAGCGUCGGUGGUCUUACUGAUGUUGCCGAAAUAAAAGGACAUCGUCGAACGUAUGUUGGUGCUAUGCCCGGUAAAGUCGUCCAAGCCUUAAAAAAGGUACAGACCGAAAAUCCAUUGAUUUUGAUUGAUGAAGUCGACAAAAUUGGUCGUGGACAUCAAGGAGAUCCUUCAUCAGCGCUUUUAGAACUUCUUGACCCAGAGCAAAAUUCAUCCUUUUUAGAUCAUUAUAUGGACGUUCCAAUUGAUCUUUCUAAAGUGCUCUUUGUUUGCACUGCUAAUGUGGUAGACACGAUACCUGUUCCAUUGCUAGAUCGUAUGGAAGUAAUCCAGUUAUCUGGAUAUGUUGCUGAUGAAAAGGUUGCUAUUGCUUCAAAAUAUCUUUCACCAACUGCUAAAGAAAUGGCUGGCUUGCAAAAUGCAGAU
Ambispora leptoticha is the source of this 744-nucleotide messenger RNA. The record is from the annotation of a GenBank genome assembly. Lineage: Eukaryota; Fungi; Glomeromycota; Glomeromycetes; Archaeosporales; Ambisporaceae.